CAAUCUGAAAGAGUGGUUGUCAGUGUCACUUGUCAGGUUGUGAUUUUUGUAUUUUGUUGAUGUUGGCUUUUGCUGCAGUUUUUUGGACGAAAUUGAAACUUUUACUGGAUAGAUCGAUUCCCGAACGUCGUUUUCGUGCUUGUGAGUAAUGGAUGUUAUCAUUGUUAUGGGAAUGCAUCUGUAGACUGCAAGAUUUAUCGGUCUGCGAGGCCCUCAUUGUGAGGUGCAUUUUACUCCUCGAUGAAGAACUUUUCCCUCCGCUCUGCGCUUUGACGUGUUCCGUGUUUCACCGCUCCUUAAAAAUCGCUUUCUCAGUUUCCUGGUGUUGCUGUUGCAAAACGACACAUCCUCCCACUAUAUUUGUGCGGGUUUCAAACACUUAUGAAUCCAUACUGAUGUGUAUGAGUUUAUUGACUUCCCACCUGUGCGUCGGCGAUGUCUCUCUUUUUGGAUACCAUAACGGUGCUGGUCAGCCAGUUUAUAUUUUUUGGAAUUGGAUGGAUUUUUUUAAUGACACGUCUGUCUCGGGACUACGAGAUUCGAAAUCAUCCGGUGCAGAUUUUGUUUUGCUUGACAUUCACGUUAUCCGUAACACUGUUCGAGCUGUUUAUUUUCGAAAUCCUUGGACUGCUACAGACGGAUUCGCGCAUGGUCCAUUGGAAACUCGGGAUAUUUUGUCUGAUCGUCAUUCUUGUGGCGGUGAUUCCGUUUUACAUCGCUCGAUCCAUUGUCAGCAUUGCUGCCUCUAAUGCACGUAGUCUACCGUUCCGGCAUUUACAAUCGAGAGUAGUUCACUUUCUCGCUUGGUGCUUGUUUCUUUACGGAUUCUGGAAGAUCGGAGAUCCGUUCCCCAUACUCAGCGCAAGAGAGGGAGUUUUUCCCACCAUGGACCAUGCAGUUGGGCGGGUGGGCGUCAUCGGUGUAACAUUAAUGGCGGUGUUAUCCGGUUUUGGUGCUGUGAACACACCGUACAUCUACUUGUCUUGCUUUUCUGAAACAGUGGGAGAUUCCCACAUCCGGUUGCUGGAACGACGUCUGGAGCAGGGAAUCGAAAUGUUGGCGACAAAAAAGAAACGGUUAGCGGUGAUGAACAACCGGUUGAAUGGGGACGCUGCUGACGGAGCUUCCUGGUGGAAUCCGAUACGCCGUAUAAGUCCUAGUUCGACGGAUAAUGCGUCACAGCUUCAGGGGGAAAUUAAUACGAUGCAAGUUAUGUGUACGCACCUGUUUCUGGAGAUCGACGAAUUUCAGAAGAUGAAAGCUCGCCAUGAAUAUUCCAAAACAUUCCAAGGUUUCAUUUUUCAUUGCUGGGGAAUGGCGUUGACUGCGUAUUGUAUUUGGAAAAUACUUAUGACGAUGCUUAAUAUUAUUCUGAAUCGAGUGACACACCUGGAUCCUGUAACGCGUUGUUUGGAAAUUGCUGUUAAUUAUAUUGGACUGCGUGUUGAUGUCCAGUUAUGGUCCCAAUACGUUUCUUUCGUACUUGUUGGAGUGCUGGCGUUUACUUCGAUUCGGGGACUGCUGAUAACUUUGACAAAAUUCUUUCAGUUUUCAUAUGUGAUCUCCAGCAGCCGGUCGUCGGAUAUUAUUGUGCUUUCCUUUGCAGAAAUUAUGGGAAUGUAUUUCGUGUCAACGAUAUUACUGAUGCGUUUAAGUGUCCCGCCUGCCUACCGGGCCAUUAUCUCUGAAGUGCUGGGAGAACUUCAGUUCAGUUUUUAUCAUCGAUGGUUUGAUGUGAUAUUCCUGCUCAGCGCCUUCGCUAGUGUGGCUUUCCUUUAUUUGGCUCAUCGUCGCCUGCCUAGUAAAAAUGACCUGUGAAACGCAACGAAUACGGACACUCCAAUACAGAUAAAUCUGUUUGACGUUUGUUGCGCUUGAUGCUUAGUGAUUUUCAGUUUUGCUCGAGUAUGGAAUAGUUGUGAUAGAAUCAAAUUGUUAGUUUUCUUGGAUUGCACAGACGCGUGUUAUAAUUUAUUUGUUAUUAAAUUUUUGAAUUUUGAAACUGCAUGGUUCUGGAGCUGUUAGGCCAUGAACAUGAAGUCACGAA
This is a messenger RNA of Paramacrobiotus metropolitanus, 2047 nucleotides long. RefSeq names its product Golgi pH regulator-like. The record is from RefSeq and is a predicted model, not a curated record. The coding region runs from base 436 to 1818 and encodes 460 amino acids. Gene Ontology annotation, cellular component: membrane. Lineage: Eukaryota; Metazoa; Tardigrada; Eutardigrada; Parachela; Macrobiotidae. The transcript is spliced from 14 exons.